AUGGCUAGGCAAAUAUUGGCGUAUUCCGGACAUGUCAAAAUGGGAUUUAUGUGCCAUAGCGGCGGCUGCGGAUGCUGUGGAUGUGGAUGUGGAUGCUGUGGAUGCUGCGGAUGUGGUGGAGGCCGAAAGAGAAGAUCCCUUCAGAAUCUCAGAAUUGCUCUUGCCAACAAACUUGAAGGAAUCGCCAAGAUUGUCCGCGGAACUGAGUCCGAUGUUGCGAUUGCUUCACAAAAUGAUGACACCAAUCAAAAUGGAGUUCAAGUCAAAAAACUCAUUAAUUAA
Molecule: messenger RNA, 282 nt
Organism: Caenorhabditis bovis
Lineage: Eukaryota; Metazoa; Nematoda; Chromadorea; Rhabditida; Rhabditidae
Source: the annotation of a GenBank genome assembly